Molecule: messenger RNA, 1551 nt
Organism: Trichoplax adhaerens
Lineage: Eukaryota; Metazoa; Placozoa; Uniplacotomia; Trichoplacea; Trichoplacidae
Exons: 1
Coding region: 1-1551 (516 amino acids)
Molecular function (GO): protein binding
Source: RefSeq, a predicted model, not a curated record
AUGAUGGAUGCAAGCCAGCCAGGCAAAUUAGAGGAUUACCAACGAUUACUUUUGCAACCUUUCCUGUCCAAGAGAUUGGAAAAUGAGCUAUAUAAUAAAUUGAUGAACUAUUGUGAGAAGGAACGCGAUUCCCAUAGUUUAUUUCAGCUAGGUUGCCUAUAUCAACAAGGUCUCGGCAAGUGCGAAAAGGAUUUACAUAAAGCUAAGCAGUUACUUGAUAAUGCAGCUAAACUGGGUCAUGCUAGAGCUAUGUACAAUCUCUGUCAGCUUUAUGGAAGCCAACCAUCUGCUCAAUUUGCCAAUGUUGUUAGUGAAAGUGAAUUAAUUGAUAUCAAAGUACAUUGGUAUAUAGAAUCUUCCUCUCAGGCUCUAGUCUAUUCUAACUCUGGAAUCGAGUUAUGGAGUAAUUAUAAUGCUUCAGUAGCUUGGCGUAAGGCUGUUAUGGCAGAAAGGGCACGUUUGCUAGAUAGAAUUUCCCAGAAAGAUUACCAAGAUAUUCUCCAAUUAGGCAAACUCAUGAAUCAGGUCAGUUACAUUGCCCUACAACUAAGUACAGAUGAUAGCGGCUAUAAGACUGCAAUAGACGGCUUGGAAUCGGCAUGUCGUCUUGGUAGUGCUGAUGCCUAUUGGAAUCUGGCUGCAUUAGUAUACCACAAUGGUCUUGGUGUAAACAAAGAUGAGGAAAAAAAACUUCAACUCAUGUAUCAAGCAGCUGAUAGCAACCAUGUUAGAGCUCAAUUUUGGUUAGGAGAGUAUCUAUUUUCAUCAUUAGUUGGUAUGGAAGAACAGUGUACAAAGGCUUUGAAGUAUAUGAAGCAAUCAUUGCAAUAUCCUUUUGCUAGUACCCUAUUCUGGAUUGGCUAUGGUCAUUUGUUAGGUACCGGUGUAAGUCAAAAUUAUGCCCUUGCAGUGCAAUACUUUCAACUUGCUGCUGUUUCCUCCGAUUACCUAUUUGGCAUCGGAAAUAGUUCAGCUUGUAGUUGGUUGGCUUUUAUGUAUACCAAGGGGCUAGGUAUGACAAUAGACUUUACGAUGGCGUCUCAUUAUUACGCUAUGGCAGCAAAAUCAGGAAAUAAGCAUUCAUUUAAUGAUUUAGCCAAACUAAUAGAAAAAAGGAAAAUUUCUUGUUGCGAGUUAGAUAUCGCGAUUAAAUUAUACAGCAUAGGUGCUGGGGAGAACGUGGAAGAUACGUCGUCUUAUUAUGCCAGACUUAGACUUGGAAAAAUAUACUCGAACAAACGCUAUCAUAAAAUUUACAAUCAAGAGAAAGCUACUGAGUACUUUACUCAAGCAUUACACUUACUGAAAUCGUCUGUUUGUAAGGAUACACGUUCCUAUCGUUACUAUCACUUGGGAAUCAUUUACGAAAAUGGAUAUAAUACUGAUGUAGAUUAUUCUCAAGCAGCUAAAUAUUAUUCAUUGGCGAAAGAAGCAGCUGCUAAGGUUUAUGAUAUAUUAGAUAGAUAUUACGGAAAGAAGGCCGAAAAAAGACUUACUAAAAUUAUGAAUUUAACGCUAGCAAAAAAAGAAAGUAAACAAACAACAGUUUAA